Molecule: messenger RNA, 1692 nt
Organism: Somion occarium
Lineage: Eukaryota; Fungi; Basidiomycota; Agaricomycetes; Polyporales; Cerrenaceae
Source: the annotation of a GenBank genome assembly
GAUGAUCUUGAUCUUUGUCCUGUAACUUGAACGUCCAUGUAAGUGGUAUACUGUACCUUACGCAUGUAUUGACAAAGUAUCCAAGGUAUCUAACUUUUAUGUGGACGUAGCUCUUGCAUACUUUCAGACACAGUGAUUGCCAUUUUGCUUAAAGGUACUGUUUGAGUGUCCUUCGUUCCAGUAAUGUCGCUCCAGCAGGCUGACAUCAGUGAUGCGGCUCAGCUGUACAUAUGUUAUCUCAGGAACUCAUUGAUUAUGUCAUUGAUUUCCUUCACGAUGAUCCUCCUAGUCUGACGAAUAGCUCUCUCGUAUGCAGUGCAUGGUUAGAUGCUUCACGGCAUCACCUUUUUGCCGAGGUUACCGUUCCUAUCAACCGACCUCCCCCAUCUGGAGACGUUUUAUGUGAACCACUCGACGCAUUUACGACCUGUGUUAAGGAAUCGAUGCAUUCGGUAGGAAGGUUUAUCCUCAAUCUUUGCAUUUACGGAAGAAAUACUGGUCGUUCUAAGCCUCAUUCUGUCGAAGUAAGAGCAAUUUUGGCUCUUCUGGAGUUCCUUCCUCAUCUAAAGGAGUUAUCCCUGUACUGGCUUGACCUCCACGUCUACGGCAAGGCUUCUCAAUCAAGUUGCUUUUCGCUGAAGAAGCUGUUCCUUGCUGGCAUCUACUCUAAUAAUCCUGGAGGAAAUGGCUGCUCCACACUUUCUACGCUACUUCAAGGAUUCUCUCAUAUCCAUACCCUUAACAUUCGUGAUCCGACCGCUACAUGGAAUGACUACACUCCAAACCACACUGCUCAGACCCGCUCUGUGAAAAACAUGGUGAUUGGCCACGUACAUUCUGAUGCCUACGCUGUGUAUGGCGUGCUCUUGCAUGUGUUAUCCAUGCAGUCUUUGCGAUCGCUGGAUCUGUUGCUUUCUAAACCUGAGCAGCUUAAUUGGAUCGGCACGCUGGUUAGCUGCGCCCAUGGAGUUCAAGCGGUCACCGCUGACAUAACUGAGUUGUCCAUGAAGUUUGAAACGCUGCAUCCUCAAUGGUCUUCGCUGUGUUUGGUAUCCCUUCCUGCACUGCAGACAUUCGAGUUACGCUUCCCGCUUUGGAUAGCGAGCCCUUAUUCAUUGUCACAAUGGAAAAAUGCUAUCGAUCUCCUCGCCUCCCUUUCCUCUUCGACCUCUCUCGAAUCUAUCAUUAUGCAGAUAGUCUGUCGCGAGAGCGAUUUCUCCGCAUUCAAAGAUGUCGUAUCAGCUCUCGAAUCAUUGCAGUGGCAUGAUCUGCAGUCUUGCAUUAAUCAUAUGCCGAGCAAUGUGAAGAUCAUGACCAUCAACAUCGUGGUCAAGUCGAGUUUGCGUCCCUCAGGAGAUCAGGAUAUACAAUCGAUGGCUGGCAUAAACUUGACAAUUGAAAAGGAGAUGAAAAUGCAGUCUGUGAAACUGGACCUGCACUUUAUGUUCUUACAAGCCAUACCCUUGUUGUAAUUUGAGAGAGGCGGGAGGUAGAGUCAAACGAAAUGGGCCCACGGAGAUGAAAUUUCUCAAUUCACGGUAAUACUGUAGCUUUCACCUUUUCUCACCUGGUGUGCACAGAUUUGCACACCGCUUUCAGCCCAAUAUUGCGUCAAGUGGCAUGUAGACGUCAAAUCUGAGCUUCACAUCCAUUACGUUACUUCACGGCAAAAUCAUGUUCGAUUCCUGGCUG